UCAUAUCAGAACUAACAAUAACAGGAAUAAUGUAUAUUCUCCUUAUUCAAAUUCAAGGACUAUUAAUGGUGUUACAAAACAAAAGAACAAAGAGACUCGGUUUUCAACUGAGAUCAAGAAAUCGAAUAAUCCUACUGCAUCACGUGCAAAACAGGGCUCGCAACGUGGCUCCUUGCUCGGCCGAGCCAGGGAGAGGGCGGUGGAAGUUCUGGACACACUUGGAAGCAGCAAUUCUGUUUCAUUUACUCUCUGAAGAAAACAUUCAGUUCCUUAAAAAAGAGAUCUUUCAAUCAGAAGGAGUUCAAAAAUUGGUUUCUACUGAUACAAAAGAGUUACUAAGUAUUGUUGAGGCUGACAAAAGGGAAGAAUUCAAUGCCUUCUCCAAGGAAGUAGUUAGAUUUGGAAAUAUGUGCAAAGAACAUCAGUGGCAUAACCUUGAUAGAUUUUUCUCAAGAUUAGGUGUGGAUGUCUUGAGCAAUAAAGACCUUAAGCUAGAGGCAGAAAAGACAAUGCAGGAGUUGAUCACACUAGGUCACAAUACUGCUGAAUUGUACCAUGAGUUAAGUGCUUAUGACCGUUUUAAACAAGAUUAUCAAGAAAAGGUUAAGGAGAUGGAGUUCUUAAAUCUUCCUUUAAAAGAGUGAGCUAAAGCAUCAAAGAAAGAUUGUGAAGAACUUGCAAAGGAAAUCUCUCUGGUCCAGAAAUUUGGAGGAGCAGGUACAACUGUUCUCAAAGACUAGGUGAAGCUGGUCUUGCAUUGCACUAUGCUAACAUUAUCAAUCAGAUAAAUAUGAUUGGACACAUUAUAUCAUGGAUUGCCCAAUAGUAUUAAGAGUUGCAAAAUAUGGAUAUCACUAAAGAGGAAUAAUAAUGAGUUUGGUGACAGCACAGCCAAGGAGAGUAAUCUAUAUAUACAUAAACACAAAAUACUAGGUUUAUAGUGAUCUUAUUAAUUAAUUA
Molecule: messenger RNA, 960 nt
Organism: Arachis duranensis
Lineage: Eukaryota; Viridiplantae; Streptophyta; Magnoliopsida; Fabales; Fabaceae
Product: protein PSK SIMULATOR 2-like
Exons: 9
Coding region: 30-644 (204 amino acids)
Biological process (GO): positive regulation of growth
Source: RefSeq, a predicted model, not a curated record